GCUCCGUUUUUCGAAAAGUUCGAUAUUGAAUAUAGUUUCCACCACCAUUCCACCGUUAAAGUUUGAAUUCUCAGGAUGUAACGUUCGUUAAGUGAUUGUGUUUGAAAUUUCUCGAAAUUAUUGUGUUUGUUGACGAUAUUUAUUGAUAAUUCAAUAAAAAAUGACGGGGGCAGAAACUCAAUCAAUCAUUCCGAGCAAUGAUAUUGAGGUUCGUAAAUCAGCCGAAGAAAUGGAUGAACAACGACAAAAAACGUUGGUUUACGAAUAUUUAUGUCACUUGGAAGAAGCUAAAAAAUGGAUAGAAGCAUGCUUGAGAGAAAAACUUCCUCCAACAACAGAACUUGAAGAGAAUUUGAGAAAUGGAGUCUACUUAGCUAAAAUAGCUCAUUUCAUGGAUCCAGAGGGUUGUCCAUGGCAUAAAAUAUAUGACAUGGAUCAAUGCCGAUUUAAAAUAGCUGGUUUACAAUUUAAACAUACUGAAAAUAUAAAUAUGUUUUUAAAAUGCUUAAAAUCAAUUCAACUACCAUUAACUUUUCAACCUGAAACGACUGACAUUUAUGACAAAAAAAAUAUGCCUCGAGUAAUAUAUUGCAUCCAUGCGUUAAGUACACAUUUAUUUAAAUUAGGGAAAGCACCAAAAAUUCAAGAUCUUUAUGGAAAAAUUAACUUUACUGAUGCUGAAAUUGAUGCAGUGAGUAAAGAAUUGAAGAAAAAUGGAAUUCAGAUUCCAGCUUUCCAAAAAAUUGGUGGUUUGCUUCUACAUAGUAUGACUAAUGACACCGCAACACUACAUAUUGCUGUCAUUGCCAUCAAUCAAGCUCUUACAGAUUCCAAUAAACAAAAACUGAAAGAAGCCCUUUGUAAUCCUGUAGCAAAUUUAAAAAAUAUUCGUGUACAAUAUUUAAAAGAUUACUAUAGUAUUCUAUUUCGAGCGAAAAAUGAAAAAACUGAAGCUGCUUGUAAUCGAUCGUUAAAUGAAAGUUAUGUACCUGACACAUAUGAUGAGUUAUUAACUCCAGCAGAAAUUCAAGGGCACGUCAAUAAUGUCAAUGCUUUCAAUGCGUUACAAUUACUUACAAAUUCUAUCGAAGAUGAUACUAACGAAAAUUUCAUUAAGUGCCUAGCAGAUCCGUCUCUUCAACUCAAACGCAUUGUGGCUGAAAAUGCCAACGAAUAUAGAAACGAAUUCCGUACAUUAAUCAGAAAUUUUCUUGAAAAAGAUGAAAAUUUCAACAACCUUGUACAAUGGCAACAUUUAUUACAGAAAAAAACUGAUCGAGUGAACGAAAAAGCAAUAAAAAAUAAAAAGAUUCAAGAAGCAGUGAAAUCAGUUAAUUUAGCUUUGGAGAAAAAUUCAGAAGAACUAUUUUUCAAUGCUCUAAUGAAUCCACAAUUGGGUAUAAGUGAAGCUGUUGAUAAAUUUUCAGUUCCACUUUAUUUCGAAGAAAUGAAAAUAGAUAAGUCUGAUUCUGGUCGUGAUAUAUCUUAUGAUGAUAUUUUAAGUAGUAUUCGAGUAUUGACAGCAAUAGCAUCCGUAAGUAAAGCAAUUGACACAGGAAACCCUGAUCUAGUAUUUGAGGCUUUAAUAAAUCCAGAAACACAUGUAACAGAUCUUGAUGAAGGAAAUAAAGUCAAAUACUUCAAAGCUUUAGAAACACUUCGAAGUGACCCUGAAGUGAAAAAAAGCUGUCCAAUUUUAACAUACGUUGACAUUCAAGACGUAAUUGAUUUGGUAAAUAAACAAUGUCAAGAUAACGAUAAAGCUAUUGAUGCAUUGAAAGAAUUAAAUAAAGCAGUUUUAAACGGUGAUCCAUUAGCUGUAAUGGCUGCUUUAAAGAAUAAUUUAGUUGAUUCUUCAACUACUCUCAGCGAAAAAGAUUCAGCAUUGUACUUGAAAUUAUUCAAGAAAUGUUUGGAAAAAAAUAGUAAAGAUCGAACUGAAUUGUGGCUUGAAGAUGUAAAUUUCGUAACAAAAGUAGCUGGGGAAGAAAUUGCUUUCGCACAAAAUGCAUGCCAUCUAUUAGGCAGAAUAGAUAAAGCAUUAACUACUGAUGACAUAAAAUUAUUUACUGAAUGUCUUGAACAAGCUUGUUUAAAACUAAAUAAAGAUCAUUCUCAAAAAUAUUUUGAUAUGUUAAAAUCUUUGAAACAAUAUAAGGCGAAAAAAUACAAGUGCCCUUAUGUAAUUUAUGUAACCCCUCGUAAUACUGAAUCAUUUUUACACAUUGAUAAACAAAUUUACUCAUGGAGUCGACCAUUAAAGAUAGCAAAGAGUCGAUUCAUUACGAUAAAAGAUAUCGAAAAAGCUAUAAUAACUGUUACUGCUAAAGAGUACAACUUGCCACUCGAUGCAAUCAAAGAAUCAGCAGUAAUUCAUUUUCAAGCAUUGGUACGUGGUUACUUACUUCGAAAAAAGUUGUCUGAUCGAAAGACACAUUUCCAACAAAAUCAAGGCAAAGUGAUAAAAAUUCAAGCUUGGUGGAGGAGUAUUUUACAACGUCGCUAUUAUUUAGAAAUGCGGCGACAAGAACAAAAAAUUUCCAAAUUGCAGGAGAAAAAGCAAGCUAAUAAAGGUCUUGAUUUUUAUCAACAAAAUGAGCAUAAAAUUAUAAGAAUUCAAGCUCACUGGCGAGGUAGAAAAGCAAGAAAAGCUUUUGUUUCUCUUUUAAGAAUGGAAAAACCGCCUUUCCCUGUUGUUAGACACUUUGCUUCUAUUUUGGAUUUUAAUGCUGAAGAUUAUGACAAAGAACUUCAACUACAACAACUUAAACAUGAAGUUGUUCAAACUAUAAAACAUAAUCAGAAGCUCUCACAGCAGUUAAAUAGUAUGGAUAUAAAAAUAGGUUUAUUAAUACAAAAUAGAAUAACUUUACAAGAUGUUAUUGCUCAUGGAAAAAGUUUAGAGAGUCUUACGAAAGAAAAAAAUACUAGAUCACGAAAAAGUUCAUUUAACGAUCCUUCUAUUCAUAAAGGAUUGAAAUCACUUACCAAAGAGGGACGAAAAAUGCUUGAAGCAUAUCAACAUCUCUUUUAUGCUUUACAAACUAAUCCAGUAUAUUUAUCAAAACUAUUAUUUUUAUUACCUCAAAGUAAAUCGAAUAAAUUUUUGCAAAACGUUAUCUUAACUUUAUAUAAUUUUGGGUCGAAUUUGAGAGAAGAAUAUUUACUACUUAAACUGUUUGGCAAAGCUCUUCAAGAAGAAAUCAGAUCAAAAUUCCAAAAACCAUCAGAAGUUGUGACAGGUAACCCGUUAGUAUUAAAAAUGGUGGUGAAUUAUGCUAGACAAUUAAAUGGGCAACGAGCUUUAAGACAAAUUCUUGGGCCAGUGAUUGAAAAAGUUUUAGCUGAUAAGAGUAUAUGUAUUGAAACAAAUCCUGUAGAUAUUUAUAAGUGUUGGAGAAAUCAAUUAGAAAUGAAGACUGGAGAGACAUUAGAUUUGCCUUAUUCAGUAACUCAACAGCAAGCUUUAAAUUAUGAAGAAGUACGCAAAAAAUUGUCUAUUGGAAUCGAAAUUCUCCGAAAUACCGUUCGUGACUUCUUGCAGAGGAUUACUGAAUCUAGAGAUUUAAUACCUUAUGGAAUGCUCUAUGUAUCAAAAGUUCUUCAUGAUACUCUUGCUGAAAAAUUUCCUAAUUCAGCAGAAAAAGAUAUUUUAAAAGUUGUUGGUAAUUUAAUUUAUUAUCACUUUAUUAAUGCAGCAAUUGUUGCCCCUGAUGCUUUCGAUAUUGUCACUUUACCAAUUGACAGAUCACUUUCGAACGACCAAAGAAGAAACUUAGCAAGUAUUGCUAAAAUUUUACAAUUUGCUGCCUCAAAGAAAGGUUUUGGAGAUGAAGCGCCACAUCUUGUUUGUCUGAAUCCAUUUAUUAUUGAGUGUCAUGAGAAAUUUAAAAAUUUUUUCCGAUCUUGCUGUCAAAUAGAAGAAUUAGAUGAUCAUUUCAAUAUUGGUGAAUAUACAGAAGCUACUUUAAUUCACAAACCAGAAAUUUCUAUUUCUCUUCAAGAAAUCUGUGAUACUCAUUCAUUACUGCUUGAAUAUCGAUAUGAAAUAGCACCUGAUACUAAAGAUUCACUUCACGAACUUUUGGAUAAUUUACAGUCUCCACCAACAAUUGCUGGUUUAAUGGGUAUUACAGAGCCAGUUUGUGAUACGACAUUAGCUCGUAUGGGUAAGACUGAGAUUUGUCUCGUGCUUAGUAAUAAAUUCGAAGUGCCUGGAAGUGAAGAUCAGAGUUUACAAAGGUUGUUUAUCAAAACAAAAGAAUUGUUGGUGUGUGUUAUACAAUUUUUAAAAGGAGAUACCCUAGUAAGUGCUCUUGAUGCAGUUGCUUCACCUGUUCAAGAAAAACGUUAUGGAGCUAGAAAUGUACCAGUAAAUACAGCAAGUCUCAUAUACAGAAGCACCUCAUCAUUAGAUGACUGCAAAUUUCAAUUACGAUCAUAUUUAUUGAAACUAGAACGUGGUGGUUGGGUUACUCAUGAAGAUGGAUAUCAAAGUCUUGUUACUGCUGUAGCUAAAGAUCUUUGUAACAAAGGAAAAUAUCGCAUGAUUAGAAAUAAAGAACUACAGAUGUUAAGAGCUACUAGACAGCGUCUUCAAGAGAAAACAAAGUAUUAUGCUGAACAAGUGGAAUAUUAUAAUGAAUAUAUUAAACGAUGCCUUGAAAAUCUUCAUACAGGAAAAGGUACACUUCGUGCAGCUAAAAUUUCUCAGAAAAAUAAUCAAACUAAAUUGAAAUCAAAGAAAACUCUUCAAUAUUCAGCUGCCAAACUUUUUGAAAAAGGUAUUUUGAAAGAAAUUGAUGGUCUACCUAAUUCACAGUUCAAGAACGUCACAUUUGAAAUAACACCAAGAGAACAUUAUGGGUUGUUUACGAUAAAAGGAAAGUUUAUGGGAGUUGAGAUUGAGAAAAUCGAAAUUGAUAUACAAAAAUUACUCGAAAUGCAAUUUGAAGGCGCUGCCAUAAUGAAUCUUUUUGGAAAAGCAAAAGUUAAUGUUAAUCUGUUAUUAUACUUAUUGAAUCGAAAAUUUUACGGUAAAACUUGAACUUAUCAAUCUAUUUAAAAAUGUUACAUUAUAAAUAUAAAUAUUCUGGAUAUUAUAUUUUUAUAAGGCUGUUGCAAAAGUCUUGCCAAAUUUGUAAAAUGAUGAAUUUAAGUGCUGUAGAUUAAAUUUAUCUUUCCUUUUAAUCCAUAUUAUACAACGAAUAUUAUAAUAAUUAAAUUAAUAAUCAACUCUGUAAACAUACUCUUCUUUUAUAAUGUUAAGUCUUUUGCAACAAUUAAAAACUUGCGUAAGAUAAUCAUUAAUUAAAAUUAAUUCUCAGUUUUAACUAAGUAUAAUAUUAAAGGAAUAUUUUUAAUCUCUUCAUUUAUUGAUGUAAAUAUUUAUAUCUCUAAGUUUUUCGUAUUUUAAUAAUACAUUGCUUCUUAAAAAUUAUACUUAACAUCAUGAGAAGUCAAUGUACUCACUGGCGCAACAGUGCAACUUAUCAUAAAACCAAUGGCUUUAUUAAAAAAAAAAUAAUAAUAAACAAAACAUAUUUUAUGAAAUGUA
Chelonus insularis is the source of this 5557-nucleotide messenger RNA. RefSeq names its product ras GTPase-activating-like protein IQGAP1. Lineage: Eukaryota; Metazoa; Arthropoda; Insecta; Hymenoptera; Braconidae. Gene Ontology annotation, molecular function: GTPase activator activity; calmodulin binding; actin filament binding. Bases 161 to 5047 code for a protein of 1628 amino acids. The record is from RefSeq and is a predicted model, not a curated record. Gene Ontology annotation, biological process: mitotic actomyosin contractile ring assembly actin filament organization; regulation of GTPase activity. The transcript is spliced from 5 exons. Gene Ontology annotation, cellular component: cell cortex.